This is a messenger RNA of Oryzias latipes (Japanese medaka), 1978 nucleotides long. It is a transcript of the gene paqr3a, whose product is annotated as progestin and adipoQ receptor family member IIIa. The record is from RefSeq and is a predicted model, not a curated record. Gene Ontology annotation, cellular component: membrane. NCBI's taxonomy places the organism in Eukaryota, Metazoa, Chordata, Actinopteri, Beloniformes, Adrianichthyidae. Gene Ontology annotation, molecular function: signaling receptor activity.
AGGCAGUGUUUGGGGACCUUCCGGGGUCCUCCAGAGGUGAUGACGCUUUUUCUGAGACAAAGACGCGAACCCAAAACUUUUUGAACAGAUGAAUAGAUGAUCCUUUUUUAUGUUUUUUUUUAACUUGUUGAAAACAAUGUAAACCUCCGAAUAGACGACGGAAGCCGAGCAGGUGAUUCCUGAGAGCAGAAACUAUUAACAGCGUCCGGGAGGCCUCUGCUGCCGCCGCCAUGCCUCAGAAGAGCCCCCAGACGGCCCACUACAUCGAGCUGGGAGGUUACCAGUACUGGCCGGUUCUGGUGCCCAGAGGCAUCCGGCUGUACACGUACGAGCAGAUCCCGGCGUUCCUGCGGGAGAACCCCUACAUCACAGACGGGUACCGAGCCUACCUGCCCUCCAGGCUGUGUGUGAAAAGCAUCUUCAUCCUGUCCAACGAGACGGGGAACAUCUGGAGCCACCUGCUGGGCUUCCUGCUCUUCUUCUGUCUGGGCGUGUACAACAUGGCGUCGGUGCUGCCGGCGGUCGGCGCCUCCAGGGAGGACUACGUCAUCUACGGCAUCGGACUCUUCUGCUUCCAGGUGUGCAUGCUGUGCUCUGUUGGGUACCACAUGUUCUGCUGCCAUCGCUCGGAGAAGACCAGCCGCCGCUGGAUGGCGCUGGAUUACGCUGGCGUCUCCAUCGGCGUCCUGGGCUGCUACGUCCCCGGAGUCUUCUACACCUUCUACUGCAACGACGUGAGUCCCCCCGCCCCCCUCUGUGGUUGGACUUCCCACCAGUACUGGCGGCAGGUCUACCUGGUGACGGUUCUGGCGAUGAUCCUGGCCGUGUUCUUCGCCCAAAUCCACCCUCAGUACCUGAGCACGGCGUGGAAGCGGCUGCGCUCGCUCACCUUCGGCCUGGUGGCCGGGUACGGCCUGGUCCCCACCGUCCACUGGAUCUGCAUCACGGGGGGGUUCUCCUCGGAGCUGGUCCAGGCCUUCGUCCCACGGGUCCUGGGGAUGUACUUGAUUGCAGCUCUAGCUUUAGUUUUCUACGUCUCCAAGGUUCCUGAGCGCUACUUUCCAGGUCAGCUCAACUACCUGGGCUCCAGUCACCAGGUGUGGCACCUGCUGCUGGUCCUCCUGUUUUACUGGUGGCACCAGUCGUCCAGCUUCCUCAUGGCGUACAGACACAGCCAGCCGUGCCCCGCCCCCCAGCACACCUAGACACCUGCAAACGACCGCUGGCCGGUUCUGCCGUUUCCCUGAGCGGACCGCAGCAGCUGCAGCCUCUGCAGGCAGCACAGCCGCUUCCCCCCUGUGGCUCCUGCAGCUUCUUGGAAACGGGACCGGUCCUUCCUGUCCCACCGCGACACGCCGAGGACGGGCCUGCAGGCCUCCCCGUCCUCUCUGCUGGGACCCACGGAACACGGAGUAGAACCCGCCACCCGGAGCCUCCAAGCUACCAUUCCACACGGCCACCAGCUGAAGAGGCAGCGGUUAGUUUCAGCUCGAAGCAAAACCGAUGACGAACGUGUAAAAGUCAGACCCCGCCCCCUCUGCAAACACGCCACCAAAGGAACGUUCUUCCUUUUCAGGAAACAUUUGUUCCAAAUGCAGUGGAACGUAGUUUACUGCACUGACGCAGAAGCUGAGCCGUGCUUUCAGCUCUGCAGCGUCUGCAGCGUCUGCAGGAGUGUCUGCAGCGUCUGCAGCUGUGACUAGUUGAUUUAGACUAAUGGGAUGUUUAAAGCUCAGGUUUGUCGUAGUAUUUUCCUACUUCCCUCCAGCAGAGGCAGACGUUCCAUCCGGACCAGAGAGCUGCUGCAGACUGAAGGAAAAUAACUGACCCCCUGCAGAAAGAGACGGCAGCUGUGGUUUCCAUGGAAACAGCUUCUUGAAUGACCUGUUGGUGAGGAGCUGCUGUCCAUCAUCUGUGUUCAGAUGAAUCUACACUCCUGUCACGUUAAAUCUCUAAAUAAAGCUCAGAAAAACCCAAA